Molecule: messenger RNA, 1029 nt
Organism: Prosopis cineraria
Lineage: Eukaryota; Viridiplantae; Streptophyta; Magnoliopsida; Fabales; Fabaceae
Product: MADS-box protein JOINTLESS-like
Exons: 8
Coding region: 135-776 (213 amino acids)
Biological process (GO): positive regulation of transcription by RNA polymerase II
Cellular component (GO): nucleus
Molecular function (GO): protein dimerization activity; RNA polymerase II cis-regulatory region sequence-specific DNA binding; DNA-binding transcription factor activity, RNA polymerase II-specific
Source: RefSeq, a predicted model, not a curated record
GGGCAAAAAAGCAUAUAUUUUAAUUUCCUUAGAAAAGCCAGCAAUGUACGAACCGCGAAAGCUGAAGAACAAGAGAGAAGAAGUCUGCGAUAUUCACAACACAAGUUUCUUCAAUAGCUACCAGAAGAGGGGAAAUGACGAGAAGAAAGAAGCAGAUAAAGAAAAUAGACAGUGUAACAGCAAGACAAGUGGCUUUCUCAAAGAGAAGGAAAGGUCUCUUCAAGAAGGCCCAUGAACUCUCAACUCUCUGUGAUGCUGAGAUUGCUCCCUUGGUCUUCUCUUCCACUGGCAAGCUCUUUGAUUAUGCUAGCUCAAGCAUUCAGCAGGAAAUUGAAUGGUAUGAUCAACAUUCAGCCAUUCAAAUACAAGGUAAAUCACCUGUUGAUGUGCAGCUUAAAGGUGAUGAGAACGAGCUGCACAAGGCAGUAGUAGCAGAAAAGACUCGUGAAUUGAGGCAGCUGAAUGACGAAGAGCUUCAAGGAUGCACACUUGAAGAAUUGCAGACGCUAGAGGAAAGACUUGAAAGGGGCUUGUCCCGUGUUUCAAAAACAAAGGAUGAAAGAAUCUUAAAACAAAUCAAUGCACUUAAGAGAAAGGGAAUCCAACUCAAGGAAGAAAACCAAAGAAUGAAGCAGAGCCUUGUGCAUGGACAAGGGCAGUCUUCUGAGUCCAUCAUCAUUUGCAGUUCAUCUGACAUUAAUCCUCCUCAAGACUCUGAUAGUUCUGAUACAUCUCUCAGGCUUGGGCAAUUAAUUAGUUUAUCUACUUUGUUGUAAGGCCCAUGAUUAAUAUUUCAUCCAUGCACAAGCAAGAAUUAAAUCAAUUUUCAUAUAUUUAAAAUGAGUUGAAUCAAGCCUCUAAAUAAAUGUUGGACUAUAGUGGGAUAGCUAGUAUUAAUUGUGUUUUACUGUUUACUGCUCUGACAAUUUUGGAUUGUCUGAAGUUUUAAUUAUGUUUAGGCUUGAGCAUUGUUUUGUAAAUUACAAUAAUGUUAUUUUUAUCAUAUGUUUUACAUUUUUGAAAUAAUAA